AUGCAGUCUUUACGAAUAAUCAUUUUAAUUGCCUCAAUCAUUUAUUUAGCUCAUGCAGCUAUGCUUAAAACACCUAUGGUAAAUAAUUAUCCUCAAAUAGCUGUACUCGGUUGCGAUAGUAAUAAAGCUAAUUUAUAUUACGAUACUGAACGGCAACUAUGGAUUGAACAUUUAAUUAGCGAAUGUGUUAAUGAUGAAGCAGAUAUUCUUGAAUUUUGUCAAAAAGCUUAUCCAUCAUUUCAAAUUGGUAAUAUUCUUCGAUUAGAUACAGUAUUACGAUUUGAAAAUUGGUGUGAACUUCUUCCAUCAGUCGAUCCUAAUGGUAUACCUCGUUGUAAAACCGAAAGUCAAGCAGAAGAACUAGUUCAACCAUACCGUUGUUUAUAUAAGAGUUCAAAACGAGAAGAGUUAACUUUGCCAAAUAUUGAUUGUAUAAUGAACAGUAUCAUUGAAACAGGUGAAUGUUUACGCUCAGAAAAAUGGCAACAAUUAGCAUCACUUCGUUGUUCAAAUAAAUCAAUGGUACUUAGUAAUUCAUUGGCAACACUUGAUUGGUGUGGCUUAUCGGAAUUUCGGGGCAUUCAAUUUAUCUGUUGUCCAUUAAAAGAUAACGAUGCAAACGAUGAUUAUAGUUCAUUGAAAGAGGAUGAUCCGAUCAAAGAACAAGAUAUUGUACCACAACAAGUUGGCACCGAACUUCAUCGAAAGAUAAUUGCUACGUCAAUGACAUCACAUGAUCCAGAUUGGCUUCAAGACAGUCUUCAAUGGAAUACAAUGUCAGGAUAUUUUUCCGAUGAUGAAGAUCUGAAUGAUCAAGAUGACGUCAAAUUGUCAUCGCCUCGAAGAUCUCAUUUAACUGUUAAUGAACAUGAAAGAUUUACAACAGAUAAAGGAGAGUUUCGACGAAAAUAUAAAGAACAAAUAGAUCAAUUAAAAAUACGUUGGCAAAAUAGACGAAAUGACCUUCAAAUAUUAGCUAAUACGAAUCCUUAUCAGGCACAACAGGAUUUCGUGCAAAGCGAUGUGGAAUUUCGUCUAACAUAUGAUACCAUAAAACGAACAGCGAAUGAAGAACGAACACGUAUCAAUGAAUUGCACGAAAAGAAUUUAGAUUCAUUACUUGACACUGCUAAGAAUGAAACCAAUCAAAAAUUAAUAGCAGCUUGGAAUGAAAACCCAUUGCAGACAGACAAAAUCGAAGAUGCUCUCUAUAAUUAUCUUCAUGUUCUAUUGCGUGAUCGUAUUCAUCUGGUCAAUCGUUAUGAACGUUUACGUGUUGUCGAUCCAAGUCAAGCAAAACGUAAACGAGCAGCAAUUCAUGAACGAUUACGUUUAAUUGGUAGUCAAAUAGAUGAUGCUCUAAAUAAAAUCCGACGUCAUUCGGAAUUUCAAUCUAAAAUUCCAGCACGUAUUGAUUCUCUUCUUGAUGAAUAUGAAGAAGUUAAUAAAGCAGCUGAAAAAUUACUAAACGAUUAUAUUACUUCGCCAACAGCAAAGUCACUUAAAGAUAGACUUUCACUAUUAGGCCGUGAUGAGAAAAAGAUUUAUCCAUCGUCUAAAACGCAACUGAAUAAAGUCGAUGAAAAAGUUAAAAAUAAUGAUGAUGAUUAUAGUACAAGUGAUGAGUAUGAUGAUGACGAUGGUGAUGAUGAUGAUGAUGAUGACGACGAUGAUGAUACAACUACAACAACUGAAGCUACUAAUAUCAACAGCGAUCAAGUUGAUGUUGGUGAUAGUGAUUGGGAUGUUAACGAUCGUAAUGAAGUACAAAUUGAUGAUAUAAUUGACGUCAAUGAGGAAGAGCCAAUACUUGAUAAUCUUCGUCCAUUGAUGCCAAAUAAUGUCAUAAUCAAUCGUCGUAUUCAACGCAGUUCAUUUGUUAUUUAUCUUCCAUAUAUUUUUGGAAUUUUACUUGUUGUAUGUAUAGUAUUGGCUGUAUUUAUUAUUCGUUAUAUAAUUCAACAACGAAGAAAAUAUCAAUAUGGUAGUAAAUAUGAAAAGCAAUAUGCUUUCAAGGAAAUUGAUUCCUGUACACCGGAAGAAAAAGCUCUAUACGCAUUACAAAUGAAUGGCUAUGAAAAUCCAACUUAUACAUUUUUUGAAAGUCAAACACCAAAAUGUUAA
Molecule: messenger RNA, 2124 nt
Organism: Rotaria socialis
Lineage: Eukaryota; Metazoa; Rotifera; Eurotatoria; Philodinida; Philodinidae
Source: the annotation of a GenBank genome assembly